This is a messenger RNA of Photinus pyralis (common eastern firefly), 1423 nucleotides long. RefSeq lists its product as uncharacterized. The transcript is spliced from 3 exons. The record is from RefSeq and is a predicted model, not a curated record. The coding region runs from base 78 to 713 and encodes 211 amino acids. Lineage: Eukaryota; Metazoa; Arthropoda; Insecta; Coleoptera; Lampyridae.
GGCGGUUACACACACAUUUCAUUUUCAGGGAUCUGGAAAAGUCACUGACAUGCAUACACGGAUACAGUCGACUCUGCAUGAAUCUGCAGCAACGCAAGCACUUCAGAAAGCUCUUCCACGGCACCGCAUCAAUGGCGAACGACCUCUGCAGGAACGGCACCUACCAGGAGGAGUUCUUGUCGCACGCCCCUUGCAUGCAGAGGGUCGCGGGCGAUACGGAGGUCUGUUUCAGCAGGUACUCUGCUGCCAUGACCGAAAUUCAAGCAGCUACGAACAAGCAACAAGAACUCGAGGAGGCGGCGCAGCGUAACCGCUACCAUCAUCACCACCACCAUCACCACCAUCACAGGAACAAGACGGACGCGGAAACCGCCUACAAGUAUCAGAAGGCGAAAAGGGAGCCGGCGGACGACGGACUAAAAAGCGUGUGCUGCUCGUUCCAAGAGUACCUUAAUUGUUAUACGCAAACAAUUAGGAGGUCCUGCGGUGAAGACGCAGCCUUAUUUAGUAGAAGAUUUCUGGAUCAAAUGGCCUCAUCCAUGAUUAAGAUGCAUUGUAUGGACUUCAGCGCGGAAGAUUGCAGACAAAAAGGAUUUCACAUAGAAGGCUUUCACACGGAAGGCCUUUCAUAUCCUUACAACGCAUCACAGAAGCUAUCAUCGAGUAUUAGAGCACUUUUAGUUGUAGUCACAUUAGCGCUCUUUAACAGGUGAACUACCCCUAAUACAUUAGCUUAAAAACAAAUACUUGUGAUUCCGCCAGAAUGUGUAAAUAUUGCACCUCAUUGUUAUAAAAGGGAAAGUUAAAAAAUAUUUUUCUUAAAAAAAAACUAUUUUAAACAAAUUUGGUCAACUAUCAAAGAAGUAAGACUGAAUUUUUGAGGUUACCGAAAAUAAUGUGAUAUUGAUUUUCUUUGUUUAUUAAAUGGGGUGCGUUUGAGGAGAAAGUUUCUACUUUAUUAGGCUAGCUGUAGAUGUUCUAAGUGUAAUUUAUAACAAAGUUAGGAAGUGAGCACUAUUAAUGUAACUCUCACCAUGAGCAUGACAAAUCCUAUACUGUUAGUGAAAUAGUGCACCGUUUAGUGAUCUUUGUGUGUUAGAUUUCAGUAUUUUUUGAAUAAAGUUUGAGUAGGUAUUUAUUGCAUAUUCCGCUGGAUGGAUGAUUGUUAAAAUUUGUACCGUAAGAGUAUUUUUUAAUUUAUGUAAAUGAAAUAUUUUUUACAGUUCUAGUCUAAUGCAGCAGCAUGUAAGGAUUAGACGAAUUGUUGCUAAAUGUAAAUUGUAAAUGCAGUUUUAUUUGUGAAGUACCGUCCAGAGUUCUCAAUUCAUCUAUUGGCAUAUUGUUAAUUAACCAUAUCAUUUUAAUAUAGAUGGUUUAUUGUAUAUAUGCUAAAUUUUAGAGAUUGCGUAAUAAAUUUCAGUAA